AUGCCUCCAAAGAAGCAAGUUACAGCAUCCCUAGCGUCCCUAAAGCCGACAGACAAAGUCCCAUUACCCAACUUUCUACGCCUUCUCAACGAUGAAGGCAUGUCGAUGCCAAAUGCUAUGGCGGUAGCAGCAAAGAAAUAUAGUUACAAAUCUCAUAACACGCCAGAGAAACUCGGGGCUCUCGACGCUGCGUCAUUGGUCAAAUUGGGAAUCGAAGACAAGGACAGACGGACGGAGAUCCUGGACGCGUUUAGGAGAUUUCAACCAAAGGGCGUCUCUCCAUCUAAACCCGCCACCCCCGCUCCUGUCGCUUUGACCUCGCGCAGUCGCAUCGUUGGAGGUGAAGAGGACGCGUUUUCUUUUUCAAGCGAGCCAGAGGUAGUUGAGAAAGAGGAUACGCAAGGCAAAACGGACAAGCAAAGGCAGGAGCGAGCACUAAACAUCGACCAACGAAGGAGAGCUGCCCUUGACGCGUUUCAAAAAUCUCUUGGCAAGCAAGACAAGGAUGCCUCGCCGAGCAAGAAACGAAAGAGAGGGGUGGACAAUGACCCUUUCUACGAUGCCCUCGCUCCGCCUCCGGCAGACCCACUGUCAAGUGGUAUAGAGAGCUUCGAGUUUCAUGAGAUCACGGAUGAGGAGAUAUUAGCGACAAAGCAUGUCAAGAUUAAUCGAGCACCAAUUAUGAUGGCUUGGAGUUGUGUGGUUGCUGAAAAGCUGGGUUUUGCACGGGAAGAGGCUCUAUCAAUUGCGUCUGCAUAUACCGAAAUGAACGCCGUGACUAGAGGCGCCAACCUUGGGAUAUACGACAAGCAAAAGCAGAAAGGAAUGGAGCCGGGUAGCAAUACAGCCCAACCGCACGUUGAGCUGAUGGGUCGAAGGAUACCAUUAUUUCAGACAGAGAAUGGACAAUGGAGGGCUCUCAUGAAAGGGGAUCCAGUAUCUCCCGCGAAGGCAUUUGGGUACAUUACGCGCUCGCUCGCACAAAUGACGCCUUAUGUCGUAGGCGCAUUACAGAUAGUCGCAAAUUCGUACGAAGACCCGCAACUUCUGAAUCAGCGGGGAUACAAUCUCUACUGCGACUUUCGACCAGAGAAUGCAGGUUGGGGCGUGGUCGGCGACGUCAAGCUUUCGAGUAUUCUACGUAAUAAGUAUAAGUCAAAGCCUGCAGUUACAGAAGCAAAGGAGACAACUAAUGUAUCAAAGGAAGCCAAACCAGCUGGAGAGACGUUUGAAGAAUUUGAGGCCAAAGAGGAAGCCGAAGGAGGUUUUACGCUGUGGGAUCUAAACUUUGAGGGCCAAAUAAACACAAACAGGAACCCGGCCAUAAAGAAGCUAUUCGGAGCAAUGGGUCGAGUUAUCCGCACACAGAGGCGUUCGCAUGCCAUCUUCAAGGCGCAUACGCACCACAACAAGGCACCAGCACGCCUACGACCGCUCGACUUUGCUGAGCGAAAUGGUUACAUUCGGGGAAUCGUCAAGGACAUUAUCCACGACGCUGGACGAGGUGCCCCACUUGCGCGCGUCGUCUUCCGCGAUCCAUACCGCUACAAGCUGCGCACAGAGACAUUUAUCGCCACCGAGGGAAUGCACACGGGUGCCUUUGUCUACUGCGGAAAGAAGGCGGCAUUGGCUGUCGGAAACGUGAUGCCAGUGGCCAACAUGCCCGAAGGUACCAUCAUCUGCAACGUUGAAGAAAAAGUGGGUGACCGUGGUGCGCUUGCACGCACGUCUGGCAACUAUGCCACCAUUAUUGGACACACCCCCGAAGAGAACAAGACUCGCAUUCGUCUCCCAUCUGGCGCAAAGAAGACUGUCAGCAGCAACGCUCGCGCGACUGUCGGUAUCGUUGCGGGUGGUGGUCGUAUUGACAAGCCAUUGCUCAAAGCUGGUCGUGCGUACUAUAAAUUCAAGGCCAAGCGCUACAACUGGCCUCGUACUCGUGGUGUUGCGAUGAACCCAGUCGACCAUCCUCAUGGUGGUGGUAACCAUCAGCACAUCGGAAAGGCGUCCACCAUCUCCCGACAAGCCGUCCCCGGUCAGAAAGUCGGUCUUAUUGCUGCUCGCAGGACCGGUCUCUUGCGUGGUACUGUCAAGACAAAGGAGGUCUAA
Messenger RNA from Serendipita indica DSM 11827, 2109 nucleotides. NCBI's taxonomy places the organism in Eukaryota, Fungi, Basidiomycota, Agaricomycetes, Sebacinales, Serendipitaceae. The record is from the annotation of a GenBank genome assembly.